CGAUUUGAUAAUCCCAAAUAAGAAUUAUGAGGUUUGUUCAGUGAUCCCUAAGACAUCAACACCUGGAACUUAUGUUGUUGGUAAGAACACUACCUCCCUCACUCAACUCAAGUGCUUAUUCCACUAUCUCUUCAGUGCCUCAAAUUUCCACACAAUUUUCCGCUAUAUAAACCAAACAUUCACUAAUUGAAUUCAAACACACAACUAACAAACAAAAAAACACAAAUCUUGGUUCAUUUAAAAUCUCUCCAAGAAACAAAAUGGCAGCUUCCAUGAAAUUUCUCUGCAUUCUUGGUCUGAUUCUCCUCAUCGGAACAGUCGUUGACGGUGCAGGGGAGUGUGGUAGAUCUUCGCCAGACAAUGAGGCGAUGAAGCUGGCUCCAUGUGCUGGUGCAGCUCAGGACGCUAACUCCGCCGUGCCAGGAGGUUGCUGUACUCAGAUUAAGAGAUUUUCUCAAAACCCUAAAUGUCUCUGCGCCAUUCUUCUUUCCGACACGGCCAAAGCCUCCGGUGUCGAUCCUGAGGUUGCCCUUACCAUCCCUAAACGGUGCAAUUUCGCUAACCGUCCCGUCGGUUACAAGUGUGGAGCAUACACACUUCCAUAAAAUGUUGACGAUUAGAAGGAUGAAGGAGAUAACAUUGGGCCUUAUGUGGAAGCUUGGAGUUUACUACUACGUCUCCAUGUACCUUAUAAUAUAUGAAUAACGAUAAUGUUUAUAUGUGUAUCAGUGUGAUUGUUGUUAUUGAACCUAUAUCAAUAAAUAUAUAAAAAUGAUUCCACUCUACAUUUCAAAUUACAGAAA
This is a messenger RNA of Arabidopsis thaliana (thale cress), 803 nucleotides long. RefSeq names its product Bifunctional inhibitor/lipid-transfer protein/seed storage 2S albumin superfamily protein. Bases 261 to 605 code for a protein of 114 amino acids. The record is from RefSeq and is marked reviewed. Gene Ontology annotation, biological process: systemic acquired resistance. The transcript is spliced from 2 exons. NCBI's taxonomy places the organism in Eukaryota, Viridiplantae, Streptophyta, Magnoliopsida, Brassicales, Brassicaceae. Gene Ontology annotation, molecular function: fatty acid binding.